AUGGUGUCUACUCUGGAGGAAAAGCCAGAGGAACAGAUUGAGGGCCUCUCCAAAAAGGCGAAUGAUCAGGAAAAAGAAACCAUGGAAUCAGGGUUCAAGACAAAGAUGCAGAAGGCUCGGUUCAUCUUCAAAGGAGGCAUUGUGAAGGAAAACAGUAUGGAAAGUAAAGAAUUUUAUGAACGCAUUGGGCGUUCUUGGAAACGGGGGUAUUUCCUUUAUGGGCCUCCUGGAACGGGAAAAACAAGCCUCGUUGCAGUAAUUGCUAAGUAUAUGAAAUACGAUCUUUUCGAACUUAAGCUCUCCAAGGUGAAAGACAAUAGUGAGCUCCGUCAGCUUUUACGGGAAACGUGGAACAAAUCCGUUAUUAUUAUUGAGGAUAUUGAUUGGUCACCUAAUUUAACUCAGAGGGGUGGUAAAAUGGAGAGGUUGAGUGAGAAUAAUGUUUCGCUUUCUGGUUUGCUCAAUGCAUUAGAUGGACUUCAGUCUUGUGUUGCAGAAGAGCGCAUUUUUAUCUUGACUACAAAUAAUAAGGACAUGCUGGAUUUGCACAUACUUUUAUCGUUCUGCUCGUUUCCUGCGUUUAAAACUCUUGCGAAAAAUUAA
Molecule: messenger RNA, 603 nt
Organism: Cryptomeria japonica (Japanese cedar)
Lineage: Eukaryota; Viridiplantae; Streptophyta; Pinopsida; Cupressales; Cupressaceae
Product: AAA-ATPase At4g25835-like
Exons: 3
Coding region: 1-603 (200 amino acids)
Molecular function (GO): ATP binding; ATP hydrolysis activity
Source: RefSeq, a predicted model, not a curated record